Molecule: messenger RNA, 728 nt
Organism: Conger conger (European conger)
Lineage: Eukaryota; Metazoa; Chordata; Actinopteri; Anguilliformes; Congridae
Gene: ompa
Product: olfactory marker protein a
Exons: 1
Coding region: 10-498 (162 amino acids)
Biological process (GO): signal transduction; sensory perception of smell
Source: RefSeq, a predicted model, not a curated record
GACGCGCCCAUGGCCUCCAACCUGGAGCUGCCCUUCGAGGAGGACGCCCAGCUGACGGAGGUGAUGCGCCAGCGGGUGCAGUCCCUGCAGCGCAGCGGCCUGAAGCGACAGGAUGGCGAGCGUCUGCUGAAGCCCAACGAGACCGUGUACCGCCUGGACUUCUCCCAGCAGAGCCUGACCUUCAGCGGCUGGAACAUCCGCCUCUCCGGCCACGGGAAGCUCACCAUCACCGGCACCUCGCAGCACUGGACCCCCGACCUCACCCACCUGAUGACCCGCCAGCUGCUGGAGCCCCCCGGCCUCUUCUGGAGGAGCCCGGAGGACGACCAGGACAGCCCCGUCAAGUGCUUCGAGGCCGACUCCCAGGAGUUCGGCGAAAGGAUAGCCGAGCUCGCAAAGAUCAGAAAGGUGAUGUUCUUCCUGCUCGCCUUUGACGAAGGGCUCACCAAGGACAAGAUCAACUGCUCCAUAGCCUUCAAAGUGGUCCAGAAGAACUAAACCCCUCACUCUGCUGAAGCACUUGCAAGAAUCCCCCAACAAGGUUAGACUGGUCUGCACUCCGCUCCUGUGAUUGAAAGUUUGUUUCGUUGCUUUCCAAAUCCUCUCUACCUGGACUCUGUGUCUGAGCACAUGUCUACAGCAGACAGUAGAAGUCUUCUAACUAAAUGCACCAACUUAAAGCUACAUGCUUCUGCUUGUACAGUGGUUACGGUACAAAUUGUGCACAA